UGCAGCAAGUGUCGGAUUUUGGAGGAGGAGCUGAAAACUGUCUUCACUGGUUCAAAGUCUCUGGAGGCGCAGGCUGAGAAGUAUUCCCUGAAGGAGGACCGGUACGAAGAGGAGAUCAAGAACCUGAGCAGCAAACUCAAGGAGGCUGAAACCAGAGCAGAGUUCGCCGAGCGUUCAGUGGCCAAACUGGAGAAAACAAUCGACGGUUUGGAAGAUGCUCUCACUUCGGCCAGAAACGCCAACAUGGAGCUGCAGGCGACUCUGAAUCAGACCAUGGAGGAGCUCAACUCCUGCUGAACCUGCUGCCCCCCCCCCCCCCCCC
Messenger RNA from Micropterus dolomieu (smallmouth bass), 322 nucleotides. RefSeq names its product tropomyosin alpha-4 chain-like. The annotation marks the transcript as partial. Gene Ontology annotation, biological process: actin filament organization; muscle contraction. The record is from RefSeq and is a predicted model, not a curated record. Gene Ontology annotation, cellular component: actin filament. The transcript is spliced from 4 exons. Gene Ontology annotation, molecular function: actin filament binding. Lineage: Eukaryota; Metazoa; Chordata; Actinopteri; Centrarchiformes; Centrarchidae.